This is a messenger RNA of Neurospora tetraspora, 2287 nucleotides long. Its product is annotated as major facilitator superfamily domain-containing protein. The coding region runs from base 182 to 2287 and encodes 701 amino acids. The transcript is spliced from 2 exons. The record is from RefSeq and is a predicted model, not a curated record. NCBI's taxonomy places the organism in Eukaryota, Fungi, Ascomycota, Sordariomycetes, Sordariales, Sordariaceae. Gene Ontology annotation, biological process: transmembrane transport. Gene Ontology annotation, cellular component: membrane. Gene Ontology annotation, molecular function: transmembrane transporter activity.
CUCGUCCCGUUGUGUUGUGACAGGUAACAACCCUUCCCGUUUCGUUUUGUCAAAAGUGUUUCAUCAGUGUAGGAACUCGAAAAUCUGUAGGGACGUCCUUACAAGACCUUUUCGUUUUCUUCUCCCUCCUGUCUUGUCGUGAGAAACAGCAUCCAAUCAUACCUCUACUCACCACCACAUCAUGACGAGUAGUUCCUUCCCUCAUCGCCCGCCAGGCGCGGACGAGGUCGGUCCCGGUCGAUCCGUCGACGACCAUGCCCUCAACCCAGCAGUACCAACAACAACAGACUACCAAACUAUAACAAAGCCACCACAAACCGCGAACCCAAACCCAGAUACCAAGCUCAAAAUGCCAGAAACCGCCGCCACACGAAAAGCACAAGUCGUCCCCCUCCUAGGAAGCCACGACGAACCCGAACCCGAAGCCAGCAGCAGCAGCAGCGCCGCAAGCAGCAGCCGACCAUCAGAUGAAAACCAGCACAACACCUCCAUCGACUCCCUCGCCCCUCUAACCCCCGGGCUGAUCCCCGCCAACCAACACCACAACUCCUCCUUUGUUGAGGAAGACGAUCUCACCACGGGAAAAUACGCCCUCCGCUCCUGGCUCACCGUCCUCGGCGCCUGGCUGGCCAUCUUCUCCUCCUUCGGACUCCUGACGGUGCUGUCGAUAUGCCAGAACUACGUGUCUGCUGGGGACAACGAGGAGCAAGUGGCGAGCAUCAGCGAAGGGACGCUCGCUUGGGUUUUCUCCCUUUACUUUGUGGUUAGUCUGGGGUUGGGGAUGUACGUGGGCCCGUUGUCGGAUCGGUUUGGGGCGCGGUGGAUGGUUCUGUCUGGGACGGUGUUUUUGGGGGUGGGGAUGGUGGUUUUGGCUUGUAGGAGUGAAACAUGGGCCAUCCUCCUCGCCUUCGGCAUCCUCUCCGGCCUAACCUCCACCUUCCUCUUCAUCCCCUCUCUCGUAACCAUCCACCAAUUCUUCAGCCGCUCUCCGCGCUACUACACCUUCGCGACCAGCCUCGCCACCACCGCCGGUCCCACCGCCGGCAUCGUCUUCCCCUAUGCCACUCGCAACCUCUUCCAUGAGGUCAAUUGGCCAUGGACCAUCCGCACCCUCGGUCUGAUCUGCUUCUUCCUGGCGGUGAUCGCCAACUUCCUGAUUCGCUCUCCUCCUUUUGUGCCGACGUCCCCUGCUUCAUCUUCUUUGGGGAAGAAGGGGAAGAAGUCGCGGACUCCUUCACCACCACCUGGCUCUUCUGCCUCCUCGGCCUCUUCUUCGGCUUCUGAUAAUUCUACGACCCCCAUGGUGGUCGGCGGGCCCUCGGCUAUCAUCACCCCCUCAGCAUCAGCAAGACCAGCCCUAGUAGGAAAGCUGGCCUCUGCCCCCCACCCCUCCCUCACCCCCUUCUUCUUCUCUUCCCCCUCCUCCUACACCCUCCUCUUCCUCUCUCUCCUGCUGAUCCACCUAUCAAUCUACACAACAACCACCUACCUCUCCGCCACUUCCCUCUUUUCCCAAGGUUAUUCGCACAGCUUUACUUUUCGGACUAGCACUCUCGUAGUAAACAUUUCCUCCAUUGGCGGUCGGUUACUCGCUGGGCUGCUGGCUUCUGGUUCGCCGUUCUGGUCAUCUUCUUCUGCCUCUACUAAGCCCCCCUCCAAGGCCGGCGGGAUGUUGAAAGGCUUGGGGGCAUUCAACACCACCAUCUUGUUCUCCCUCCUCGCCACCCUCUCCCUCCUCGCGGUCCUGCUACCACCAAUCCUGCACCCCGGACGAGUGGGCAUGUCCCCCAGUCGCUUCACCGCUUUCGCCGUCCUCUUCGGCCUCUCCAGCGGCGCUGUUUUGGGGUUGGAACCCGUUUUGGUUUCCCUUGUCUGCGGUACCAACAACAACAACAGCAAGACUCAAUUUGGACAGUACUUCGGCACUCUGUAUACCAUAAUCAGCCUAGCAAGCAUAGCCGGCAUCCCCAUCGGCUCGCACCUCAUCAACGCCUGCCGGGGCAUGUACUGGGGACUGGUGGUGUUUGUUGGUGUCUCCUUUGGGGUGGGCAUGUUAGGCCUUUUGCUGGUACGCCGAAGUGUCGUCAACCAGACAGGGGAUAAUAAGAAGGGGAAGAAGAGUGCAGCGGCGGCGGCGGUAGCGGGUGAUGACGAAAGGAUUGAUGACGGACUAAGGGGGUUCGAGUGGAAGAAGUUGUCGUUGUGGAAGGAGAGGAAGACUUGGAGUGAGUUGACAGAAAGGGUGGGGAGGAGUUGGGGGGAGGUUUGGGGUUUGGAGAGAGUUUAA